AUGUCGUUAAGCGCCAUGGCCAGCACUAUUAUCGAUGGUAGUGUCCUCGAAGGUGGUGGUCAAAUCCUCCGCAAUUCCGUCUCUCUGUCCUCCCUGCUUUCAAAGCCUGUAAAGAUCGAGAAAAUUCGGAACGGCAGAAAACCCCCUGGGCUCAGAAACCAACACCGAACUGGUCUAGAGCUCGCAGCGAAUAUUGCAUCUGCGCGCCUUUCCGGCGCAACGAACGGGUCUACUGAAAUUGAAUUCAUCCCUGGUCGUAUAAAUUUACCAAACCACUUUACUGCCGAUUCAGUCACUGCAGGCUCUAUCACUCUUCUACUGCAGGUCGCUUUCCCUUUGCUUUUGUUCUCACCGACAAAAGUCCCAGAAUCCACUUUGACCCUCUUCGGGGGCACCAACGCUACGCUAGCACCCCAGGUGGACUAUACAAAACAUGUAUUCCUGCCUUUCGUUCAGCGCCACUUCCACAUCGAGAAAGUCUCGUUACAUAUUAAAAAGCGAGGAUACUUCCCGAAAGGCGGAGGGGAAGUGCAAUUUAGUGUCACUCCGUUCUGGGGUGCCGACCAAAAACUGCGCAGCUUUAGCUUGUUGGAACGAGGGAAAGUAAAAUGGAUCGCAGGGGUGGCUCACUAUGCAGGCUUGCCGAAUGCUAUUGGGCAAGGCAUGGUCGCAGGAGCAACCCAACGUCUUGCAGAAGCUGGGUUUGGAUCGAAUACUAGUGACUCGACCAAUACUUUGCAGAUUCCGUCUUCGGAGAAUGUCGAUGUGCCUGUGUCUAUACAGGCAUGCCGAGAACCAAAUUCUCUGACAAAGGGUGCGGGAAGUGGUAUUGUUCUUUGGGCAGAAUUGGAAGGAGGAGGAAUCAUUGGGGGAGAUGCUGUAGGCACCAAAAAUUUACCUCCAGAGCAGGUAGGAAGGUUGGCCGCGGAGUCGCUGAUUAAAGGAUUACAAGACGGCGGGUGUGUUGAUGAGUGGCUUCAAGACCAGAUUAUCAUCUUCAUGGCACUUGCAGAUGGAAAGUCCGAAGUAAGAUGUGGGACGUCAGGAUUGACUUUGCAUACACGAACUGCUAUCUGGUUAGCUGAACAAUUGACCAAUGCUAAAUUUGAGGUCGAGGAAGAAGAAUCCGGGCAUGUCAUAAUUCGAUGCCAGGGUGUCGGUUACACAGCGCCCGCUCCGCCAGACCUGACGGAAGGCAUGUAG
Molecule: messenger RNA, 1203 nt
Organism: Psilocybe cubensis
Lineage: Eukaryota; Fungi; Basidiomycota; Agaricomycetes; Agaricales; Agrocybaceae
Exons: 4
Coding region: 1-1203 (400 amino acids)
Biological process (GO): RNA processing
Cellular component (GO): nucleus
Molecular function (GO): RNA-3'-phosphate cyclase activity
Source: RefSeq, a predicted model, not a curated record